This is a messenger RNA of Lingula anatina, 1080 nucleotides long. Its product is annotated as carbohydrate sulfotransferase 11-like. Gene Ontology annotation, cellular component: membrane. The record is from RefSeq and is a predicted model, not a curated record. NCBI's taxonomy places the organism in Eukaryota, Metazoa, Brachiopoda, Lingulata, Lingulida, Lingulidae. Gene Ontology annotation, molecular function: sulfotransferase activity. Gene Ontology annotation, biological process: proteoglycan biosynthetic process; carbohydrate biosynthetic process.
AUGCAGCAAGUUCGUUCUCACCUAAAGAACGCACGACACAAGAUCGCGCCAAAAUGCCCGGUUGCCAAAAUAGCAAAACUUAGCUACAUUCCAGUUGUGUUCAUCGUGACCUUCGUGCUAGGGCUGUUUUACCAGAAAGACCUUCUUGUCGAUCCACUGUCUGGAAACACCAAUCCCGGAAGAAGUGGUAACCGUCCAAUAGACCGACAGACCAAGGAUCCCUUCUUAAAUAGCGACUUCAACUUGGAGUCAAUUCCGCCAUCUUGGGUCAACGAAAUGAAAGCAAGACGUUCACGUCUUCUACAACAAUGCCAGGCCAUGAAAGAUGAAUGGACCUCGCGUUUUACUAACCAAGACGGUGUCUCCGACGAACUGGUCUCUUCCCCUGCCCCUCCUUUGUCUAAAUUUGGGGGCCCAAUUGGGUACCUAACGUAUGUCGACCAGAAACAUAAAUUCCUCUUUUGCGGGGUACCAAAAGUGGCCAUUAUGAACUGGAGGGUGGUUCUCCUGCAGUUAUCCGGUAAACACCUUUCCGCUCAGAGUUUAAUGGACAUCAUCCAAAGUUCUGAUUCGUGGGAAGAAGACAUCCCAAGAAUUGAGGGCAAACUCGACGGCCGCCAUGAUGGUUUUCUCAAAGUAAUGUUUGUGCGACAUCCGUUUGAAAGACUCCUCCAUGAUGACGAAGCAACUUUUGAGAACUUCGUGAAGCGUGUUAUAAGCUCCUACGAUCCAAGAUCGCGUUCUCUGAAAACAGUUCCGGGGCACAUCCACUGGGGGGAGAUGUACCAGCUGUGUGAUCCGUGCAACGUGAGGUAUGAUAUCAUAGGACAUUACGACACCCUGACGGAGGAUGCGUCAAACGUGCUGAAAUUGCUGGGAACAAACGUCACAUUCCCCAGCGAAGAGUUUAUUGAGAGCUACCGAAAGGGUAACAGACACGGCUAUGGGAACACGCAACAAAUGAUGGCGCAGGCGUUGAGAAAACUGUCUGGAGAAGACCGCAGAACAUUAAGUGAAAUUUUCAAGGUAGAUGGUAGACUCUUCGGUUUUGAUGUUAACAUGACUGUUAUGCCUUACUAA